CCACUUCCUCCUCUGUUUCGCCUUCACGACGCGUUAACCCGCUGUCGUUUCUUUGUUUCAUUUCUCUCGUCGCUUUACUUUCUAGUCGCACCUUUCACCAUGCCUUCUCUUCGACGAACUGUCUCUGAGUCGGCCACUUCGGUGCGCACAAGCCCAUACCCAAGUGCGCUCUCGCUCUCUGCAGCGGGCGCUCUCAACGCGGGUAUUCCGACCAGACCGCGUCGGACGGGCUCGGAAACGAGUGGACGUAGAGUACUUGCCGACAUUGAGUGGUGGAGGAUUUUGGACGGACAGCAGGAGGAGGAUAAUGACAACGCUAACGUUAAUGAAAAUGAUCUGGAACGCGUUAACACACUCCAGCUUGGUCUGGUUGAGACCUUGCAGGAGUCUACAGGCGAACACGCAGCUGCAGCGGCAGUGAUGGACGCAGUCGACGACGACACAGCACUCCGGGUCUCCGACGCGUCGCAAGGGGCCUCUUCAUUGACGACUCCCUUCGCUGCUAUGUCCAUCUCUCCCGUGCCACCGAUGACACCACCGCGUUCGCGUGCUGCAUCCGAAGAGUCGACCUCGUCCGUCGAGUCUACGCCAGAAUCAUCUCCGCGCACGCCACUGUUGCGGUAUGAAACACUCUUCAUGGACGCACCUGCAAUUAACUGCACGAUCGCGGAUGCAGAUACAAGCAUCGAUUCUUGCGCAUUGCUCCCACCGUUCGUCGGGCGCCCGAGCAUGCUGAAUGCUUUGCCCAUGAUGCGCUCCGUGUCCUUCGGCGGCUUCGAUGCACCACGGGAAUCUGCCGACGACCGUUUCGGCGAUGUGAUCUUUAUCUAAGAUCAUGUAUAAAGCAAGCCGCAUAUAGUCAACGCACGCUGUUAUCCUCGCCUGUUCCACGCGCAUUUUCUAUCCUCCUUUUGCACGACACGCUUUCACGACCUGCGCAUAUACACAAGAACAAUCACGCCAUCUCGACGUUUCCUCUUGUUCCUCUAUCUACAGACACAUUCGUAUCACGUUUGUUACGACAAUCUGGUGCACGUUGCACAACCCACAACAACCGCUUAUUCGCUUGCGCUAGGUGCCAUGUCUCUAUCACCAUGUGCCUAACGAUCUGCGGCGAAAUGGUCCCUGGCCCCAGCCCAAAAGCAAUCUUGACUUGCGCCAACCUUUUUUUGCCUUUCUUCACGACGUUUUAUUUUCACGUUCUUCUUCGCUUUCAUUGUAUACUUUUUUGGCUUCUAACGUCCUGAUGCGGACUUACGACUGAUGACAGCCCACAAUCUCCGCUACAUUUUUGUUUCUCUUUCAUCAUUGCCUUGCAUUUAUAUUUUUUUGACUUUCAUCUGUGCAAUGUGGGCUAUGCCCGCGCUGCCGUAACGUCUUCACGUUUACGUUUAUCUUCUACUCUCUUCACGACUUCUUUAUCUUUUCUUCAUGCUCUCCGUCUUAAUGACCUCUUCCAUUUAUUUCUUGCUUUUAACGCCAUUUAUUCUUACAUCUUGCUUUGCAGUUUUAUCUAUCAUAUAGCUCGCGCUCGCUCGUCUUCAUACCAUCUCCCAACCCAUAUCAAACUGUCUCGUCUUGCCUUGUCUCUCGUCUGACUCUUUUCCUUUCUCGAAAUCAAAUGUAAAGAUAGAUAUGCAAAACAAACCUACCUAUCUCGUUUCUGUAUCCGCGCUCGAAAUAUAACUCGAAAUUUCUUGCGGAGACAAUUCCUUUAACCUCACUUUCUGCUUCCUCCCUUUUCUCUCGCAACCUCGCUCUCACU
Molecule: messenger RNA, 1765 nt
Organism: Fomitiporia mediterranea MF3/22
Lineage: Eukaryota; Fungi; Basidiomycota; Agaricomycetes; Hymenochaetales; Hymenochaetaceae
Exons: 2
Coding region: 100-831 (243 amino acids)
Source: RefSeq, a predicted model, not a curated record